UUUCUGCCCGCUUCCCUUUCCUCUCGUCUUUGUACCAUUCUUUACUUUGACCUAUUACUUUCUCUCCUCUACUCUUUUAGGGCUCUUUUCUGCUUGGCCUCCUUCCUCCUCCUCUCCUUCAUCUCAAGUCUCCUUCUUUGUGUUUGCGAUCAAUGGAUAAUUUCACCUCUUCUUCUUCUUCUCUUCCUCCUCCUCCUACACCCAUGCCCGACAUUCUGCCCGCAUCGGCUUCAUCCUCUUCUGCAGCUUUCGACGACGGUUCCGAGGACUUCUGCAGUAUUUGUCUUGAGCCCUUCAGCACCGAUGACCCUGCUACUAUAACAAAUUGCAAACAUGAAUAUCAUCUGCACUGUAUUCUUGAAUGGUCUCAGAGAAGCAAGGAGUGCCCAAUCUGUUGGCAGAUACUUGUCUUGAAGGACCCUGCCAACCAAGAACUUCUAGCUGCGGUGGAAGCUGAAAAACGCAUAAGGUCAAGAGGCUCAUAUUCAUCUGCAUUCCCACAUCCUCGUACCCCCAUUGAACGGUUUAAUGUGGAACAGGAUGAUUCUUGUUCCGAUGACUCCGAUUUUGAUGAACAAAUUAUGCAGCACCUAGUUGCUGCUGCAAGUAGAGCCCAUUAUUUUCGUAGAAGGGAUGUGCAAAGAUCAUCUGGAGUAGGUCCAUCUAGGAUUCCUGUAGUUGAAUCUUCAUUGCAUGUCUCUGGGCUGCAACCAGUGCAUACAACUUCACCUUCUGGAGAUAGUUCACCUAGUUCCACUUCUGCUGCUGGCAUUCAACCUCCACCGCCUGCCCCUUCUUCUGUUGAAGCAAUUCCAGGAAAUUCCACUCCUGAUACCCAUGACCCUUUCAAAGCCAGAGUUCUUUAUAGCCAGCCACCAUCCGAGAGUGUGAGAAGACUGAACACUUCUGAGAUGUUUACUUUCCCUGAGUCCAUCAAGACCAAAUUUUCUGCUGCUUCAGCUAGAUAUAAAGAAUCUAUUUCAAAAGGUACACGUGGUCUUAAAGAGAAGUUACUUGCUCAUAAUGCCUCAGUGAAAGAGCUGAGUAAAGGUGUUCAGCGUGAGAUGAAUGCUGGCAUCGCUGGUGUUGCACGGAUGAUUGAACGCCUUGAUCUCGGCUCAAAACAGGCUACUGCUUCUCCUUCCAUGCCCAGCUCUACCGAGGGAACUUCUGGCUUCCCCUCUAAAGGAAAGACUGUCCAAGAAAAUGGUAGUGGACAGUCUCUUCACUCUGCCGUUGAGGAAGAGAGUGGAGUAGUCAUUCAUGAUGUUAGAUCAGGUCCACCUGCACAGGUUUCCAGUGCCACAGUUAGUCCAGUAGGGUACCCUCAUCCACAUGUUCAGAGUGGGUGUGAUGCGGUGAAGACUUAGCUUGGCUGGUAUGUCGUCUCACUUGUCCAAGAAGAAGCAUGCAGUGCAAGUGAUGACCUUGUAAACCAAUCUACCCGUUGGUAUAUGCAUCCGGCAUUGUUGUUACUGGCCCAUGAAGUUUAAGAAUUAUAAACAAUGUGCUGAGCCAGAGCUUUCACCUCGAGGGAGAUUAUUUAAUGAACUUAUCACUAUAGUAUAGACAUGCAUGGAUGGUUAUCCAUACUCGGCCUUUGUUUAUAGUUUCUUCUACGUGCUAGUAUAUCGCUCAUUGCGGUCAAAUAAUACUGAGGUUGUCUGCUUUCUCCACUUUAAUCUACGAAUCUAGCAACUUAUUGAGAGGAAUAUGAUUGUGCCAUUUGGUAAAAUCUUCUAAGGAUUGAAAGCAACCUGAAA
This is a messenger RNA of Neltuma alba, 1763 nucleotides long. RefSeq names its product E3 ubiquitin-protein ligase RHF1A-like. Lineage: Eukaryota; Viridiplantae; Streptophyta; Magnoliopsida; Fabales; Fabaceae. Bases 153 to 1370 code for a protein of 405 amino acids. The record is from RefSeq and is a predicted model, not a curated record. Gene Ontology annotation, molecular function: ubiquitin-protein transferase activity. The transcript is spliced from 8 exons.